GGUGACCUCGACGCCGCGAUCGCGAAGUUCACGGAGGUGCUGAUGAAAGCGCCGUCGCCGCUCGUGUACGCGAAGCGCGCGGACGCGUACGUGAAGCAACGCAAGUGCGUCUCCGCCGUUCGCGACUGCGACGCCGCGCUGGAGAUGAACCCGGACUCCGCCAAAGCGCUCAAGACCAGAGGGCUCGCGCGUCGGUACUUGGGGCACUGGACGCGCGCGCAGCUGGACCUCGCGAGGGGGCAGUCGAUCGAUUACGACGAGCAGACCGCGGCGACGCAGAAGCUCGUGCAGGGGAAGUUCGACAAGGCGCGUUCGAGUACUAUCCGCGCCAAGAAGCAGAAGAGAGAGGCGGAGGCGCGCGCGGAGAAGGAGGAGAGGAUUCGAAAGGCGGCGGAAGAACGCGAAGCCGCCGCCGGCGCCGCCGCCGCCGCCGCGGGCGCCGCGGGCGCGGGCGCGGGCGGGUUCCCCGGCAUGGGGGGCAUGCCCGGCAUGGGUGGCAUGCCCGGCAUGGGGGGCAUGCCCGGCAUGGGUGGCGGCGGCAUGCCUAACAUCCCACCGGAGCUCCUGAAUACGCUCAUGUCGGAUCCGAGCCUGAUGGCGGCGAUGCAGAAGCCGAAGGUCAUGGCCGCGCUGCAGGAGUGCAUGUCGAACCCCGCGGCGUUCACGAAGUAUCAGAACGACCCGGAGAUCAUGGACUUGGUCAAGAAGCUCGGGGGGUUGAUGGGCGGC
Micromonas pusilla CCMP1545 is the source of this 729-nucleotide messenger RNA. RefSeq lists its product as uncharacterized. The annotation marks the transcript as partial. The record is from RefSeq and is a predicted model, not a curated record. Gene Ontology annotation, molecular function: Hsp70 protein binding. NCBI's taxonomy places the organism in Eukaryota, Viridiplantae, Chlorophyta, Mamiellophyceae, Mamiellales, Mamiellaceae. The transcript has 2 exons.